Molecule: messenger RNA, 339 nt
Organism: Ilex paraguariensis (yerba mate)
Lineage: Eukaryota; Viridiplantae; Streptophyta; Magnoliopsida; Aquifoliales; Aquifoliaceae
Source: the annotation of a GenBank genome assembly
AUGUUUCCCUCCUCCUUCGCUGCUCCACCCAGCAACUUUGAUUCAGCCACUGGACCAGCUGACAUCACCCCACCUGGAUUGCCUCACUCCAACUGGUGGACACUUAGAAGUCGUCAUUCCUCUUCAACCACCAUUGCCUCAACAGACCUCGUCUGUCCCUACUUCCACUUCCACCGAAAGGCACAUUGUUCCCCACCUACCCAUGAUUCUGUUGUGUCCUUGGCUAUUUCUCCUAGUCAUUCUUGCUUCGUUGCUACCUUGGAUGCUGCUGAUGAACCCACCUCUGUCACUGCAGCGUUACAGAUUCUUCAUUGGCGUGUUGCAAUGGAGGCCUUUUAA